This is a messenger RNA of Salvia miltiorrhiza (redroot sage), 555 nucleotides long. NCBI's taxonomy places the organism in Eukaryota, Viridiplantae, Streptophyta, Magnoliopsida, Lamiales, Lamiaceae. The record is from the annotation of a RefSeq genome assembly.
AUGAAAAAUGUAACCGAUUCUUUCGUUUCUUUGGGCUACUGGCCAUCUGCCGGGAGUUUCGGAUUUAAUACUGAUAUUUUAGCAACAAAUCCAAUAAAUCUAAGUGUAGUGAUUGGUGUAUUGAUCUUUUUUGGAAAGGGAGUGUUAAGUGAUUUAUUAGAUAAUCGAAAACAGAGGAUUUUGAAUACUAUUCGAAAUUCAGAAGAACUGCGUGAGGGGGCCAUUGAACAGCUGGAAAAAGCCCGGGCCCGCUUACGGAAAGUAGAAAUGGAAGCAGAUCAGUUUCGGGUGAAUGGAUACUCUGAGAUAGAACGAGAAAAAUUGAAUUUAAUUAAUUCAACUUAUAAGACUUUGGGACAAUUAGAAAAUUACAAAAAUGAAACGAUUCAGUUUGAACAGCAAAGGGCAAUUAAUCAAGUCCGACAACGAGUUUUCCAACAAGCCUUGCAAGGGGCUCUAGGAACUCUGAAUAGCUGUUUGACUAACGAGUUGCAUUUACGUACCAUUAGUGCCAAUAUUGGCAUGUUGGGAGUGAUGAAAGAAAUAACCGAUUAG